GUGGACUAUCCCAUUUGAUAACACGGAUAUGAUGACAGUUAUAGCUAAAGCGGGUUUUCCAGGAAAACGAUAUGUCAUACAACCUUAGUACGCUCACACCUGCGUUAUCACUUGGCAUGUCCAGCAUGGUGGCAGCGGGUUUAGGGGGUGCUGCAAGAGGUGCCUCUCACAUGUGACAUUCGGAUCGGCUCAUCUCGAUAUACCAGCUUACUGCGCAUGUCAAGGUGAUUUGACAGCGCGCCAAGGGAUAACCUCACUCGUGUUGAUCUGUCACGGCGGUGGGAGUCAGGCGAUGGCAGCUCUUACCCCAUCGCUCGCCGUCCUCUCGGUGGUCUUCGUGCUUGGGAGUACCUCUCUGCCGAAUUGUACACUCAGAUGUAGGCAUAAAACCUGCCGCAAAGGGACGGUAUCUCCGGUUCAUGAUAACGUUUGCAGAUCUUUGGCAUUGCCGUCGAGUCUGAAAGGUACCAUAAAACCAUUUGAUCUUGGGCUGACUGAAGAUACGCAGAGGAAUAUGUUGAUAAUAAAGUGGAGGAAAAACAUCCUACCGCAGUCCGGGAAUGCGAUGUUAUAUAUACCUUUGGCUGCGAAUGAUUCUGGACUCUGCUUAAACAUCACAAUCAAUUUGAAAAAAUAUAAGCAUGAGUAUCUGAGACUUCGCUGCACUGAUGCAGACACACUGGACUUGAACAGGAGGCUACUACUCAGUGAUGAGGAUGCUAAACCAAUUGCAGUGAACGAGCCUAUGCCCGAAGCUGAGUCAGCACAUGAACCUGAUAAGAAGUGUGAUUGUUGGUCUGUGGAGGAACAGCACCAGGGGCCGCUCUAUUGUUGGACUCCGGUCUGGGUGCAACUGAACCCAGUAAAGAAUAAAUCUAUGGAAGUUGACGUGGUCUGGAACCCAUGUAACAUAUCCAGAGAAAUCGUUGUCAUAAUCGAACGAAAGGGAUCGCAACCGAACACCGAGGAGGCCAUGAUCCCUACUUACAUGUUGCGCAAUUGUCUUCACAGUCAGAAGUUUACUAUCAAGGAGCCUGGAGAGUACGAAGCUUCGGUUGGUGCUUUGGGAUGCGAUUCCCCUAAAUAUGCCAAGAGCGCAGCUCUUCAGAUGCCAUAUAAACCCAUGACCAUUCCUGAGAGUGUAGUUUUUCAGGCUACCACGACGCCUGACAUGUCGAGCCGUCCUCCAACCAAGCUGAUUGUGGUGUUGGUUGGAGCAUUUGCCUUCAUUGGAAGUAUUUCCUUUGGCCUGGCAUGUUUUCUUAAACCAGGUCGGCACCAGGCGCCAUUGACAGAUCCUGAAACAGAACCACUAACAGGAAAACCUAAAUUUCAAAUUGUGGAAGGUUCCGAGGAAAAGGAAGUGAAGACAACAGCUGAUAUCUUGAGACGCGCAUUACCUGGCUCCAACAGCAAGGUUAUCCCAAUUGGGGAAAUCGCAUACCGCCAACCUUCCAUGAAUGAAAUCCAGAUGCUUGUCCUCCUGCAGGACACCCAUGCCCAGGAAGAGGACAGGAAUCUGGGACUACACAGGAACAGAACAGUCCUGUUGCAGCUGGACUUCACACGGUCGGAGGUGGAAUCCCCGUUGGUGGUUCAAGUGCCGGAGGUUAUGGAUCAUCCGCGUUACAGCGCAAGAAAUAACCAACGGAAUAAGGCAGCUGAGUUGAGCUUGUCCGACUUCUUGCAGCGGAUGGAGAUACAAUGCAGUCCUUCCAGUCCUGAAAUGACUAGGCUCGAGGAGGAGAUGCGACAGCUCUCUAGACACAGGAGAGAUGAAAUAAAAAAGAUCUUGCUCAUUUCUGGGUUUGAUGAUCAGCUCCAUAGAAAUGCAUGUCUGGAACUUGCAAACCUUUUCCGAAUGGUGGGCAAGACUGUCAUAGACCCAUACGACGAUGUCAACAGAAAGAUCAUGAUGGAACAUGGACCUCUGGAAUGGACAAUGAAACAAAUCAAACAGGCUGACCUCGUUCUCAUUGUUGGUUCAGAGGUAUUGUACAAAGUCGUUGACUGUUACGAAAGAGAAGAAGCGAGUGAAAGCGUGGAGAGCGUGGGCAUCUGUGCUCCGUUGUGUCUCAAACAACUGGCAAAGGGGUAUUUCAAUGGAAAGACGGCCCUUGUGACCUUAGGCUAUGGAUCUGGUUAUCUGAACAAAAUCAUUGACAUGCAUCCUCAUCUUCGUAUCGACAUGAGAUACAGCCUGGUGGAAUCCAAGCCUGGUGCUUUUCAGGAGGAGCAGGACGAAUCAUAUGCAUUGCGCUUGUUCUUGUGUAGAAUGUCAUCAAACCGAAAACUCGUUGAUGAUGCUUGCGCUAGUGAACAUUGCGGACUCUUUUUCAGGAAUAUUCAACAGAUGGCAGCCGUCAUGGCUGAGGGCCCGAACUGGCUGGAAAACAGAUACGGUUCUAUGGAAUCGUUUCAAAGUUUGAUGACAAUUUCUCAGCAAGUGUAUUGAUAAUAUUUGAAGAGGUAUUGGAACAACCUGAUUGGAAUAACAAGGAUACAUCCUAACGGAGAAUAUAUUCACUACUACACUGCUGGCAGUGGACAGUGGACUGUUCUUGGAACAAAGUGUCUGGUGUAUCUGAUGGUGCAUAUAUAAAUUCAGUCUGCGGUGUAUCGUUGUAACUGUUUAUGGACACAGUGGACUGUUCUUAGAACAAAGUGUCUGGUGUGUCUGAUGGUGCAUAUAUAAAUUCAGUCUGCGAUGUAUCGUUGUAACUGUUUAUGGACACAGUGGACUGUUCCUGGAACAAAGUGUCUGGUGUAUCUGAUGAUGCAUAUAUAAAUUCAGUCUGCGGUGUAUCGUUGUAACUGUUUAUGGACACAGUGGACUGUUCUUAGAACAAAGUGUCUGGUGUAUCUGAUGAUGCAUAUAUAAAUUCAGUCUGCGGUGUAUCGUUGUAACUGUUUAUGGACACAGUGGACUGUUCCUGGAACAAAGUGUCUGGUGUAUCUGAUGAUGCAUAUAUAAAUUCAGUCUGCGGUGUAUCGUUGUGACUGUUAAUGGACACAGUGGACUGUUCUUGGAACAAAGUGUCUGGUGUAUCUGAUGAUGCAUAUAUAAAUUCAGUCUGCGGUGUAUCGUUGUGACUGUUAAUGGACACAGUGGACUGUUCUUGGAACAAAGUGUCUGGUGUAUCUGAUGAUGCAUAUAUAAAUUCAGUCUGCGGUGUAUCGUUGUAACUGUUUAUGGACACAGUGGACUGUUCCUGGAACAAAGUGUCUGGUGUAUCUGAUGAUGCAUAUAUAAAUUCAGUCUGCGGUGUAUCGUUGUGACUGUUAAUGGACACAGUGGACUGUUCUUGGAACAAAGUGUCUGGUGUAUCUGAUGAUGCAUAUAUAAAUUCAGUCUGCGGUGUAUCGUUGUGACUGUUAAUGGACACAGUGGACUGUUCUUGGAACAAAGUGUCUGGUGUAUCUGAUGAUGCAUAUAUAAAUUCAGUCUGCGGUGUAUCGUUGUGACUGUUAAUGGACACAGUGGACUGUUCCUGGAACAAAGUGUCUGGUGUAUCUGAUGAUGCAUAUAUAAAUUCAGUCUGCGGUGUAUCGUUGUAACUGUUAAUGGACACAGUGGACUGUUCUUAGAACAAAGUUCUGGUGCGUCUCAUGAUGCAUAUAUAAAUUCCAUUCUAUGGUGUAUCGUUGUUACUGUUUUUGUACACAGUGGACUGUUCUUAGAACAAAGUGCAUCAGAUGAUACAUUUAUAAAUUUCAUUCUAUGGUUUAUUCUUGUUGCUGCUGAUGUUGUAUGAAGCACUGCCACCCAUCCAACACCAUCAACCCGACACCAUCCCACCCGACCCCACUCCAUCCAUAAUAUCAGAGUUAAAAUCACAUCUGCAGUAUUUUAUAGUACGUUAUAGUACGUUAUAGUACCUCUGCUACCAGCGUACCCUGGCCCGUAAAGAUCCUUGGUAGAACAGGUCUUCAACAACCCAUGUUUUCCGUAAAAGGCGACUCUGUUUGUCGUAAGAGGCGACUAACGGGAACGGGUGGUCAGACUCGCUGACUUGGUUGAUGCAUGUCAUCGUAUCUCGAUGCUCAUGACGUCAAUCACUGGAUUGUCUGGUCCAGACUUGAGUCUUUACAGACCGCCGUCAUAUAUCUAGAACAUUGGUAAGUGUGGCGUUAAACAACAAUUAAAAGAACCUGCAAACCCCAGCCUGUUUAAGACCCUCACUAUAGUCGCUGAGACAGGCUUCCAACACGAAACAGUACAAUGUCAAUAUCCUACUGUAUGCUGUAUAUUUUUUAUUUGUUCUUUAAGUUCUAUUUUUGUGUUUGUAUAAAGCCAUGUUGCCCGUUUCAUAUUUCUUUUGUAAACAUGCUCAUUCCAUAUAUAUUCGUGAACCCUUUCCCAAUUAGCAGUACACACAUUUCUCUGCGGUCACUGGUUGAUGUACACGUGUUGGAUACACGUGUUGUUUCAUAUGUAGUUGUAUAUGUGUCCAAUAAAAAAAGAAACCUU
Molecule: messenger RNA, 4471 nt
Organism: Haliotis rufescens (red abalone)
Lineage: Eukaryota; Metazoa; Mollusca; Gastropoda; Lepetellida; Haliotidae
Exons: 12
Coding region: 293-2455 (720 amino acids)
Source: RefSeq, a predicted model, not a curated record